AUGUCAUCAAAUAGUUACUCUACUACAUUUACAGUGCAGUGCUCUUAUAAGCCAAAACAGAUUUUAACUAUACAAGAUAUUAGUCAAUCUUUCUACAGUCAGUUAAUUAAACUUGAUGGUAAGGAAAAUGAAAAUACAGCAGUCUCAGCAACACCAAUGCCAACAUUGAAUACUUGGGAAAUUAAACCAACUCGUAUGCUUAUGCUAACAUUAACAGACGGUGUACAAAUAUUAAAAGGCAUGGAAUAUAAACCUAUACCAUUUCUUCAUACCAAAUUACCUUCAGGAACAAAGAUUUCAGUCUUUGGUCCAAUUGAAUGUAGAUUAGGUGUUUUAAUAUUAUCGGCUGAAAAAAUAAAGAUUCUUGGAGGUGCAGUUGAAUCGUUAAUUGAAGAGAAUAACCAAAGAAAAAUAUUAUGUGGCGCAUUGGGACAAGAUGAAACUAGUUACGUAAAUGAAUUAACUAGAGGAGAAAAUUCUGAAAUACAAAGUAAUGAUUCUGGAAUUGUCAUAACUGAAAGUAAUGUGUUAACAGAACAAAAUCAAAAUAGCAAUAACAGAAGAGCACUUACUCAAAGGACAGAAAGACAAGUCAACACUGUUAGCUCAUCUAAUAUUUCCACUAAUUAUAGCAAUGAUAAUUUUGUUAUAGAUUUAACAACUGAUGAAAAUGAACCUGAAAGUAGUAAGAUUGUAAAUGUAUCAGAAGCACUUGAAUAUGAUGAUGAUGAUGAAUUUAUGAUGAGUAUAGAUUAUGAUCAGUUGGAUCAAUUAGUUAAAGAAAACUGUAAUAAGGAAAUUUUUCCAUUUAAUGAAGAAAUUCCUGAAUCACCACCGAAAAAAAUUCGAAAUAAUUCAUAUAAAAUUAAAGCUCCCCCACCAUUUUUAUCUCAAAUACCAGAAUUGGACUCAUUUGAUUCAGAUGAUUAAUAACUAAAACAAAAAUUUAUAUUUGGAAAACUUCUUUUGAAGAAGUAUGUGUUUUUGUCUGUCAUAUUUAUUUUUGAAUAAAAAUGUAUCUAGAUUUAUAAAUAUGGCUUAAAUACAUUUUAUGUACAGUACAAACUAAUAAUAAGAAUAAAUGUGUUAAUU
Centruroides sculpturatus (bark scorpion) is the source of this 1092-nucleotide messenger RNA. RefSeq names its product recQ-mediated genome instability protein 1-like. Gene Ontology annotation, cellular component: RecQ family helicase-topoisomerase III complex; nuclear body. Lineage: Eukaryota; Metazoa; Arthropoda; Arachnida; Scorpiones; Buthidae. The transcript has 6 exons. The record is from RefSeq and is a predicted model, not a curated record. Gene Ontology annotation, biological process: double-strand break repair via homologous recombination; resolution of meiotic recombination intermediates. The coding region runs from base 1 to 930 and encodes 309 amino acids.